UCAUCAUCAGCCUGUCACUUUUAUUUUCAUCAACAAAAAUCAAAAACCUGAAGAAAAAAAAAUGCAAUUUUCCUUUUCCUAAAUUAUUAAUGACUGAAAAUAUCAAUUUAACUAAUCCCUAGUGAAAUCCUGAGUGUAGAAUAAUGGCCCGCCAAAUGAGUCAAUUAGAGCGAAAGCUCGCCGAAAAACUGAUAAUCCUCAACGAUAGGGGCGUUGGGAUGCUGACGAGAAUCUACAACAUCAAAAAAGCUUGUGGAGAUGCUAAAUCUAAGCCUGGAUUCCUGUCAGACAAAAACUUGGAAUCUUCUAUCAAAAGUAUUGUCCGUAGGUUCCCCAAUUUGGACUCGAAAAGCCUGACGCCCAUUCAAGGGCUCCGCAAUGAAAUCAUCAAAUCCCUAUCUUUGUAUUACUACACUUUUGUGGAUUUGUUAGACUUUAAAGAUCAUGUUUGUGAGCUUUUAACCACCAUGGACGCUUAUCAAGUUGAAUUAGAUAUUUCUGUUAAUUUUGAACUGUCCAAAAAUUACUUGGACUUGGUAACCAAUUAUGUUUCACUUAUGGUACUUUUAUCAAGAGUAGAAGACCGUAAAGCUGUUUUAGGCUUAUUUAAUGCUGCCUAUGAAAUUGUACAUGGAUCAGCAGACACAAGCUUCCCUAGAUUAGGCUCCAUGAUUAUGGACUAUGAUGUGCCACUCAAAAAACUGUCUGAAGAGUUUGUGCCUCAUUCCAGACUGUUAAGUCAAGCACUAUAUUCACUAAUACCGGUUUAUAUGCCAAGGAACGUUUCAGCAGAUCAAUGGAGAACUGAGCAAAAACUAAGUUUAGUGGGUAAUCCAUCGGUUUUACUUAAACCAGUCCUUUCUGAAAGAAUGAGCUGCGAAUUUUUGUCAAUGGACACAAUGGAAAGAUGGAUUGUGUUUGGUAUAAUGCUAAUACACACUACUCUCAUUGAUACCAGGCAAGAUCACUUCCAUAAACUACUUUUGAAUGCUUUGGAAAGCUUUUGGGUAUUGCCUUUGUUUCGUGACGAAGUUUUACACAUUCAUCAAUAUAUUUGGUCAUUUUUGGAUACAUUUAAAGGAUAUGGCAAAAGAAUAUCUGACAUCAAAGACGCUUAUCAGCAAGCGGUGCAGAAAGCUGGCUACAACCAUAGGGAAAGGAGGAAGUUUUUGAGAACGGCCCUCAAGGAGCUCGGUUUGAUUUUCAUUGAUCAACCGGGUCUAUUGGGUCCCAAAGCCUUGAUGGUGUUUAUGGGACUGUGCUAUGCAAGGGACGAGGUGCUUUGGCUGUUGAGACACAAUGAUAAUCCACCACAGCAUAAAACAAAAGGAAAAUCCACAGAAGACCUCGUCGAUCGCCACCUGCCAGAGCUCCUCUUCCACAUGGAAGAUCUUCGAGUCCUCGUAAGAAAAUACAGCCAAGUAAUGCAACGAUACUAUGUCCAAUAUCUCUCGCACUGGGACGCCAUUUCUCUCAAAGAGCAAAUGCAAAAAUUGCAAACUUGUCCCGAAGAUGAAGCUAUCAUUUUGUCGUCCUUGUGCAAUACCAUUUCCAGUUUGUCAGUCAAGCAAGUGGAGGAAAACGAAACGUUUAACUUUUUCGCGUUCAGAUUGGAUUGGUUUAGGUUGCAAGCCUACACAUCCACGCAACAGUCUAAGUUGAGGCUUAUGGAAUUCAAGCAAUUAGGCCAAUUGAUGGACAUGAUUCAAUUCCAUACGAAAAUGGUUGAUAAUUUAGAUGAAAUGCUUAGAGAAACAUCUGAUUUGUCAAUAUUUUGUUUCUACAGUCGAAUUUUCGAAGACCAAUUUCACAUGUGCUUAGAAUUUCCUGCGCAAAAUCGUUACAUUGUAGCAUUUCCUUCGAUUUGUAGCCAUUUCCAGCAUUGCACUCACGAACUUUGCCCAGAAGAAAGACAUCACAUAAGAGAACGCAGCUUAUCAGUUGUCAACAUGUUUCUAGAUGAAAUGGCCAAAGAAGCGAAAAAUAUUAUCACAGCCAUUUGCGAUGCUCAAUGUAAAAUGAGCGAUAAAUUAUUACCAAAAAAUUGCGCUCAUUUAAUAUCGCAGCAAAUUAAUAGAAAAAAGAAAGAGAAAAACAAAAAAAAUGCUAUCGAAUUUGAAAAACCUGGCAUAGAAAGUUACAGGAAAACUCGUGAAAAUUUAACAACCAUGGAUAAGUUGCAUAUGGCCUUAACUGAGCUUUGUUAUGCAAUAAAUUACUUUUCAAAUAUAAACGUUUGGGAAUAUACUUUUGCCCCACGUGAAUAUUUGCAUCAGCAUUUAGAAAAUCGUUUUGCCAAAGCGUUAGUUGGCAUGGUUAUGUACAACUCGGACACACACGAAAUCGCCAAACCAUCAGAAUUACUUGUUUGUGUGAGGUCUUACAUGAACGUAUUACAAACAGUAGAAAAUUACGUUCACAUAGACAUAACGAGAGUCUUUAAUAAUUGCUUGUUGCAGCAAACUCAAGCCAUGGAUAGCCAUGGCGAAAAAACCAUCGCCUCGAUUUAUACUCAAUGGUAUUCAGAAGUUCUAUUGCGUAGAGUCAGCGCAGGAAAUAUAAUUUUUUCGAUGAAUCAACGUUCAUUUGUAAGUCUCACACUUGAAGGUACAAUUCCAUUCAACCCUGAAGAAUACUCUGAUGUUAACGAGCUUAAAGCUUUAGCAGAGCUUAUUGGGCCUUAUGGCAUGAAGCAAUUAAGCGAAACUUUAAUGUGGCAUAUUGCAAGUCAAGUUAUCGAAUUGAAAAAACUAGCUGAUAGUAAUAAGGAUGUUUUGUUGCUGUUGAGAACAAAUUUCGAUAAACCUGAAGUUAUGAAGGAGCAAUUUAAAAGACUGGCAAAUGUUGAUAAUGUUUUACAACGAAUGACUAUUGUUGGAGUUAUAUUGAGUUUCAGACAAUUGUCUCAAUCUUGUUUGACUGAUGUUUUAGAGCAACGCAUUCCGUUUUUGUUAAGUUCUAUUUUAGAUUUUCGUCAUCAUUUGCCAUCCGGAGAUCCAAUGAAAGUGGUGAGUGAAAUGACUUCUGCUGCAGGUUUGUGUUGUAAGGUUGAUCCUACUUUAAUAGCUGCUUUGAAGUUGCAAAAAACUGAAAACGAAGGUGAAAAUGAGCAUCUUUUAGUUUGUUUAUUGAUGGUGUUUGUAGCUGUUUCCAUACCAAAAUUGGCUCGUUCGGAUCAGUCGUUUUAUAGAGCUUCUCUGGAAGGUCAUACGAAUAAUAUUCAUUGUAUGGCUUUGGCGGUUAAUCAUAUCUUUGGAGCUUUAUUUACUAUUUGCGCCAGGGAUGAUAUUGAAGACAGGAUGAAGGAGUUUUUGGCUUUGGCUUCUUCAAGUUUGCUAAGACUUGGACAGGAAGCCGAUAAGGAAACUGUUAAAAAUCGCGAAUCGGUUUACUUGCUUUUAGAUCAAAUAGUGCAAGAAUCACCGUUCCUUACUAUGGAUUUGUUAGAAUCAUGUUUUCCUUAUGCGCUUAUUCGUAAUGCUUAUCACGAUGUCUACAAACAAGAACAAAAUAUGUAAUUUUAUGAAUCAGAAAAUAUAUAAUUUUGAUUAGUUAGUUGUAGGUACAAAUUAAUUGUUGCAAUAUAAUAUUAUAAUUGUGUAUUUAUUAUUAUUCCUUUUUUUUUAUUUAUUUAU
Molecule: messenger RNA, 3635 nt
Organism: Ceutorhynchus assimilis (cabbage seed weevil)
Lineage: Eukaryota; Metazoa; Arthropoda; Insecta; Coleoptera; Curculionidae
Source: the annotation of a GenBank genome assembly